GUACCCACAGAAGUGGACGUUUCUUGGUUGUCAGUGCUCAAUCCCAUAGUGUUAAACUCCUGCACAAUAUCUAGAAAGAAGAGUUCCCAGAUUCGGUUCAUUUACGACUAGCUCAGGGUGUAUAAGCAGGAUUAUUCCCACAAUUCCCUGAACAACAACAACAACACACUCCGUCACUUUCCAAUCACAUCGUCGCUUAGCUUCCAGAAAGGCUCAUUACCCAAUCUCAGUUUCAUUUAGCCAGGACUCAGACAUUUCAAAGAGUUUAUUGGAACUUUUUUUUGAUCUUUGGUCGUCACAAGCAAAAAUAUCAACUUUAUCAACAACAAAACUUAAAUCACCCUUAAUUAAUAAGAUUCAACUAAGAAGCCCCCACUACCACCAAUACCACCACCAUCAUACGCAGACUAUACACACCAACAGCUAUCACUACAGACCGUCAUAAUGCCUAUUGGUUCAACUCAAAAGUCAAGUAUUGAUUUCCUUCUGUCUGGUCCGCCAACUGAAGAAAAAGUAUCAAUCGAGCCGAAAACAAUACUGAAAACUUCGUCCAGCUCCAAAAGACGACAAAUAGUGAGGCCUAAGAACCCAAAGUUCUCUUUGAAGAUACUACAACAACCAACUCAUGCUAAAGUGUCUCCAAGACCUCCAAGUCGAGUUUUCCCACCAUUUUCUGAACAUCGUCCAAUCCAUCCACCACCGGUUUUACAAUUGAGAGUUGAUGAUUUCAAAUUUAAAGAUGAUUCAAGUUUUUUAGACGAUGACUAUUUAAAUCAUCUGUUUAAUGAAAAUGACCCAAGAUCAUCAGAAAGAAUUGAUGAGUUGAAAAUUAUUAAAGAAAUGAGACAAUGUAAAAUUCCAUCUUGGUCACAUUAUUCAACUUUUUUCGUCACUGCAAGAUUACAAACUGUUAAAGGUACAAAUGAGAAAAUGUUAUUCAACAAUAAAUCUGAAAAAUCAGUUGAUGAUUUACUGAUUGGUACAAAAGUUUGUUCUGGAAUGCCAAUUUCAUUAAGAACUUCAUCUCCUUCAAAUUCUUAUUUGAAAAAAUCAUUACCAACUGAAAAACCCAAGGCAAGCAAUUAUGCUAUAACAUUUGUAUUUUCGGAUUUAUCUGUUAGAAAAAUUGGUACAUUUAAUUUGAAAUUUGAUUUAUUCGAAGUAUUUCAAGGUAAAAUAUAUUGGAGAAGUGAACUUUUAUCUGAUGAAUUUACUGUUUAUACACCAAAAAAAUUCCCAGGUUCUUUCCCUUCAACUUCAUUAACAAGCUUCCUUUAUAAACAUGGUGCUAGAAUAAGGCAAAGAAAAAGGUCAACUCCAUCAGUUAGGAAAUUUGAAGAUGGUACUGAAGAUCAAAAUGAUGAUUAUACUGAUCAAUCAUAUCAAUCACACCAAGGGCAAAGCACUUCAUCUUCGUCUCCAUCGUUGACUAAAUCAGCUUCAUCAACUUCGAUAUCAAAAUUACCACAUAGAAAACUUCCAAAGAUUCAAGAAAAUUCAUAUUCACCCUAUACUCAUCCUUUAUAUUCAUCAUCUGCACAACCCUCAUCAUCAUCAAAUUCAUUACCAAUGUCAGAUUCUUCUUCAACAUUCACAAAAUUACCAUCAGUUGAACACUUUCAUGAAACGGCGUUUAAUUUUACAAACAGAGGAGUUAUGAAUCCCCAACAGCCACCUCAACAACCACAGCAGCAACAUGUCCAUGGCUUCCCAACAAUGGGGUUCAAUACUACUCCACGACCAGGAACUACUGCAGUCUCAGCACCAUCAUCAUUACCCAUCCCAGUUCCUCAGCAUAUCCCUCCACCGCCACCUGGUACUUAUGUACAGCAUAUCCCAGUCACUGGACCACUUUAUCAUCCUGGGUACCCUAUGGUUCAACAUCUACCUCCACAAGCAACAGCAACCUCCCCAACAACAGGGUCAAGGACAAGGUCAGGGACAAGGUUCUCCAGAGUAUUAUUAUGGGAAAUAAUUUUUAGCAUUGAUGAGUAAUUAAUUGACUAUUAUAAUGAAGUAGAGUUCUACAA
Hansenula anomala is the source of this 2030-nucleotide messenger RNA. RefSeq lists its product as uncharacterized. Bases 445 to 1995 code for a protein of 516 amino acids. The transcript is spliced from 2 exons. NCBI's taxonomy places the organism in Eukaryota, Fungi, Ascomycota, Saccharomycetes, Phaffomycetales, Wickerhamomycetaceae. The record is from RefSeq and is a predicted model, not a curated record.